GUGAGGCAGCCAGCUAUUUGCAUGUCAUGAGGUCUAAGGGAAACAAACUGACCCCUCAGCCUUCCUCCACCCAGCCAAAUUCUGAUGGGACCCUCAAAUAGCUCUGGCAAAGUGUUCUGUUUCUUUUGGAUUUGACGAACUCUUGUUUCUGUGAAGACAUGUAAUUAUUUCUUCUUUAUUUUGCUGUACAAGUUACCAAGAGAAGCAGCUGAAAAUUGAAUCUCACAUGGAGAACCCAACCAGAAUGACCAGCAAUCACACAGACUGUCAUUACUGCCUGCAGUCUCUUCGUGGAAGGAAGUAUGCAUUAAGAGAAGAAAAUACUUAUUGUGUUACAUGUUAUGACAGCCUAUUUGCCAACCCCUGUGAAGAGUGCAAGCAACCUAUUGAGUGUGAUUCUAAGGAUCUAUCCUACAAAGGCCGUCACUGGCACGAGAGAUGCUUCAAGUGUACCAAAUGCAGUCGCUCGCUGGUGGAGAAACCAUUUGCUGCCAAGGACGAGUUCUUGCUGUGCACUGAAUGCUACUCUGAUGAAUAUUCAUCUAAGUGUUUCCACUGCCAGAAGACCAUUAUGCCUGGUUCCCGUAAAAUGGAAUUCAAGGGAAGUUCCUGGCAUGAAUCCUGCUUUGUUUGCCAGUAUUGCCUGCAACCGUUGGGAACAAAACCAUUGAUCACCAAAGACAAUGAGAAUUAUUGUGUGCCCUGUUUUGAGAAGCAAUUUGCUCAGCAUUGCAACUCUUGCAAAAAGGUAAUAACUUCCGGAGGAGUGACAUACCACGACCAGCCUUGGCAUAAAGAAUGCUUUGUGUGUGCAGGGUGUAAAACCCAGCUGUCUGAACAAAAGUUUAUUUCCAAAGAUGAGUACCCAUACUGUGUAGACUGUUUCAACAAAUAUUAUGCUAAGAAGUGUGCUGCUUGCCAGAAACCUGUUACAGCUCUUGGAGGUGCCAAAUUCAUCACAUUUGAAGAGCGCCAGUGGCAUGGAGAAUGUUUUAACUGUGUGAAAUGCUCUGUCUCACUGGUGGGCCAGGGAUUCCUUGCUCGGCAAGAUGAUGUCCUUUGUCGUGGAUGUGGCUUGGCUUCAUAGUUCCCUGGAAAGCUGUACACCUGCACUAUUCUCACCCUGUAAUGAUAUACUUCAUUACUCUGCAGUAAGAAAACCAUAUAAAACGUGUAACAGUUAUUUAGUCAUUCAAGUAACUUUGCAGUUGCGAUUUAAUUCUAUCAUAGUUCUCAAAUGCUUAUAAAAAGAAUUUAAACAGCCCAUGCUGGCUAAGAAAAUAAUGUAGGAAAGAUUUGUAUAUAUUUUAAAUGUAGCUACUGUAUCUUUCUCCUUGUAACACACUGCACUCUGCUGUUAGAAACUUAAAAAUUUACAUUGCGUCUCCCAUGAACCAAGCAGGGUUGUGAAAAGUCUAUAUGGCAUAUCAGUAAUGAUGAGACAUUAGCACUGCUUCACAGAUGUGGAACUUGGUGGGGAAAGCUGGGCAUGCAUAUUUUUCUAUUGGAUCUUAACAUUGAUGAAAACAACUUGUAAAGAUAAACUUCCUCCAUACUUUAGGAAAAAAGCUGCUGAUAAAGCAGGCAGAAAGUGGGAGGAAGGGGAACUUUUACAUUGAAGGCCACCAAGUCAGAGAGGCUUAUUCCAGGGUCAGAUAAAGGAAAAAAUAAGUCAUUUUCCUCUUCUUACUAAGAUUACUCCUCAGAAGCAUAGCCUUUAGUCACCCAAAAAACUGAAUGACACAGCCUUUCCCAAUUGGUUAGCUGUACUCAAUUUUGCAGUCAGAACUGCUUUAGAACGUAAACGAACCCAUAUUUUGAGCUACUGUUACAAGGUGAAGAUUGCCCAAGAUUGGAUAGUGAUGGUGUACACUUUCCCAAAGUUAGUCCUCCUUGAGGCUCUGUCUCCAUUGCCUUCAUUAGACCUUCAAAUAUGCACAAAAAAUAUAUAUUUUCACUAGUAGACACCAGAGUUAACUUAUAUUUGUCCCCUUCACCUUGUAUUUCUUCCCUCAAAAUCCAUUUGACAGCAAUCAAAGCACUGUUAACGCCUUACCAUUUCUGCCCUGCUAGGUCUUUGAGUCACAGUCUACCCCUUUUCCUACUAAUGCCUGCUUGUCUAUAGCACGCUAUAAGAUCUUGAGAACCAGUAUCCAAUUCAUUUUGCCAUGUGUGACACGUAUUUGCCAAUAUUAUGCCAAGAACUGGUAAUGUUGUCAUUGCAAGCUUAGCAGUUCUCGCUUGUAGUACAAGGUAUUAGUUUCCAGGUAACUGGCUUUGAGACUGUUGUAUCUGCUUGCUAAGCUUCAGUAGCCAAAUGCCUAAUAUUAAAGGUCAUCCAGAGCUGAGUUACAAGCAUUUCUCUUCUUCUUCCGUAAUGUGUGUUACAGUGGUCUCAUUUAUACUACAGUUCCUGUACCAGGCCAUUGUGACCAGUGAAGUGAUACUAAAAAUGGUAGUUUCUGCACCACUCAGCACUGUUUUGGUCCUCAUCUCACACAUCUUUAAGUCAUACUUUCUCUUUUAGACUCUGGCCUUAAGUGCAUAGAGUAUUUUGGCUGACCUUUGUGGGCUCUAUUUAUACUAAAGAUAGCCAUUACUUUAGGUAGAAAACUGAAAUAAAAGAAAAAUUAGGAAAAAAAAGAAUAGGUGUGCAUGGUUAAACCAGAGCUGAACUGCAGUGACAUAAAAUCAAUAUGGAUAAUGACUGACCAACAAGUACAUAGCAGUCUGUUUUCCAGUCAAUAAAAUAUUGAUCUUUUGCUUUACCUGGUGUUCAUUUUUGUUUUCCAGUUUCUUCUUUCAUGACAGCUUCUAUUGCAGUCUAGAAUUUGAUUAGUUUAUGCCUUUUCAUUUCAUACCAGCUGCUUCCUUUUUUUACUUUCACAUUUCACAUGCCUGAUACACAUUCUUAGUAAGAACUAGAUUUUCCUAAAUAGGAAUAUGUUUCAUUACCUUAAAAAUAUAUAUACACAUACACGUAUAGUAGUUCAGUUAUGUAUGAUAUUCUAAAAAUGUGCAGUGAGUUAUCAGAAAUUUGCUCAUUAGUAAAUGUGAAUUGUCUUUAAUUUUUAAAGGAAAAUGAUGAAUCACCAGAUGUAGGCUCAUCUGUGGGGGGUAUCUUUUGUUUGUGUUGUCUGAAGUAACAUUCAGCAAGUUGCAAAAAUGUGGUUUGGGCCCUUUAUUCACUCUUAUCUGAACAAUCUUCCAGUUGAAUUACACACUGACUCAAGAAUUAGGAGGCUGAGUCCUAAGAUAUGAGAGAGUCACAGGUCAGACACACGAGUCAUGAUAAUCCCAGUCUUUUUGCAUUAACAUUUAGGAAAAUGAAAUUCUUCUCUGACUCAUGAACUAAUUAUAUUUUUAGAAAUACCAACUGAAUUAUUUAUUUCUCCUGCAGUAAAUACACUACAGUCAAAUCUGAAAUAGAGCAUUUUCACUUCAGACUAAUGGUAAGAAAUAAAUGUCAUUGCUAUAAAUAGUUUGAAUAAAAGUCAUCUUAGAUACCAGAUUGCUAUUUCCUAGUCUCUGUCAUCAGCUAC
Messenger RNA from Cuculus canorus (common cuckoo), 3542 nucleotides. It is a transcript of the gene FHL5, whose product is annotated as four and a half LIM domains 5. Bases 227 to 1087 code for a protein of 286 amino acids. Gene Ontology annotation, molecular function: transcription coactivator activity. Gene Ontology annotation, biological process: positive regulation of transcription by RNA polymerase II. The transcript has 6 exons. Gene Ontology annotation, cellular component: Z disc; nucleus. NCBI's taxonomy places the organism in Eukaryota, Metazoa, Chordata, Aves, Cuculiformes, Cuculidae. The record is from RefSeq and is a predicted model, not a curated record.